This is a messenger RNA of Trichogramma pretiosum, 9260 nucleotides long. Its product is annotated as unconventional myosin-IXb-like. Bases 1488 to 7862 code for a protein of 2124 amino acids. Gene Ontology annotation, cellular component: myosin complex. Lineage: Eukaryota; Metazoa; Arthropoda; Insecta; Hymenoptera; Trichogrammatidae. The record is from RefSeq and is a predicted model, not a curated record. The transcript is spliced from 18 exons. Gene Ontology annotation, biological process: intracellular signal transduction. Gene Ontology annotation, molecular function: protein binding; GTPase activator activity; microfilament motor activity.
GCCGACAUCGUUUAGUCCUGCUACAGUCGCGUUAGAUACGAGUCGCCACGAGACUGGCUAUAUCUAUCGCGAUCUACCUACGUCUUCUCUAGUUCUUUUCGUUUAUUUUUUAUUUUUUACAUGUACGAUUAUUUGUGUUUGAGCGAGUCGCCAGUGUCGACUAGACUUUGCAGUACGUACGGAGCAUAAAAGUACUGUGAUUUUUGUAUGCGUGUGUGCGUGUAUACGCGAUACAGGAGGCAUCGCAGGCAGUACUGGAUACAACAUACAUGCAUGCCGAGUGAAAGAGAGAAAGCAGCAGCAGCAACAGAGUUUUAGUGUUUCAUCCACCUGUGUGCUCUGGCUCUGGGCCUGGCCGUGUCCUGUAGAUUCAGAUACAUCGUGUUGCGCGCGCGCCACCCAUCGUCCGUGCGAUCGAGAUCCCCAGCCAGUACAUAAGGUCCUGUACGGAGUACCAAGUGCGAACGACCAGUGCUGAGUGCAGCAGGCUGCAUGAGCUCUGCGGGCUGCCUCGACUGCAAUGCAGGCUUAAUCGAAGAAGACACAACCCGAUCAGCGGGAUGAUACGCUGAUAAUGAGUGUCCAUGUCAGUCCUUCUGGUAAUCGUCGCAGAAUCAAAAGUACAACGUUCAAACGCUGAGAUAACACGAGAAUGAUUUCCGGAAAAUGUGAAUGGAACAGAGUGAGGCCGACGAUCAACUUGGCAUUAUUGACGUUAGAUCAACGACAGCUGAAUUUAGAAAGAUUCAACUACAAUACUCCAGCUUUGGAAUACAGCAGUUGAAGAUUCCAUUAUGGUACAGGAUAAUCAUCACAUCUCUGCAAUAAAUAUGUGAAAAUACUCAAGAUAAAAUAAGGUUAUCUAAACAAAAGUGAAUUAUAGAUCUUUGUGUCCAGUGGAAAAAUCAAGUUUACUGCCUACCAACACAGUAGUAUAGCUGCGCACAGUUCUCAACUGGCAUAAUGAAUUCUGCGAUAAUAAUUUAACACUUUAGAGGUGCUGCUCACAUAUAUUUUAUGUGUCAUUGAAUUAUUUAACUUAUUAGAACACUAUGUACUUUGGAUAAAUAGAUGCAAAUAUUUUAAGGCUUAUAUUUUCUUAUAAAUCAAAAGUAAGCAUAUUUAAAAAGUAAGCUGUGCAUUUUUUUGUAAAAAGUAUAGUCUUUGCAGAAACAGUGUUUCAGCAAAAGCAUGCAAUUUUUUGUGCUGUGACUGAGGUAAAUUAUUUUAAUAGUGAUAUUUUAACUGCUGCUAGUAUCUUGAAUCAGCCAUUGAAAGACAAUUUCUUAAAAUGCAUUCAAGCUGAUAAUGAAUCAAACAAAUAUUAGAUUUUAGAAAUUCAAAAUGUACAUAUAAUGUAAAUUCUUCAUUAGAAGCAACAUGCAAGAGAAAAAUGUAUUUUAUUUUUUGAAAAGAAGUAUUUUAAAACAAGAGUUGAAGCAAAUAGUUUUAGAGAUUUCACGUACUAUGGACUGUAUGUGUUGAGAAUGGAUGACUCAACUGUAGGCGUGGUGCAAGUAUUCGUGGGCGAGUGGAGCGCUGAAUAUGAAGCACUAUCUAUAAGGGCAACAAAACAGACUUCUUCAACUGAAAUAGUUGACUGUAUCAUAGAAAGGCUUAAUCUACCUGAUGGCAAUAUUCCAAAUGGCUAUGAAUUAGCAGAAGUCAUUGGUAAUUCUGUGGGUCAAGAAUGUAAAGAAAGGAGACUUGCACCCACAGAAUGUCCUGUUGCUCUCAUGCUAUUGUGGCCAAAGAAAAAUUCAUCUCAACAAGAAUACUAUAAAUUUUACCUGCGCAAACGGCAACCUACUGACAAUCUUUGGUCAGAUAGUCGUUUCCCGCUGGAUCCACAGCUGCUCAAAGAUUACUUCAAUCGUUUCUUGCAUCAACCAAAAGAUAAAGAAUACCCAGAUCUUUGCCAAUUGCCAGAUCUCAAUGAGAGGACAUUGCUUGACAAUCUGCGGGCUCGGUUUGAAGCCGGAAACAUUUAUACAUACGUUGGCAGUAUUUUGAUAGCUGUCAAUCCGUUCAAAUUUUACCCAAUCUACAACCCAAAGUAUGUUAAAUUAUAUCAAAAUCGACGUCUUGGAACUGAUGCACCACCACAUAUUUUUGCUAUUGCGGAUGCCGCUUAUCAUUCCAUGCUCAAAGAAAAGAGAAAUCAAUGCAUUGUUAUAAGCGGAGAGAGUGGAUCAGGAAAAACAGAAUCGACAAAUUUUUUGUUGCAUCAUUUAACAGCUUUAAGUCAAAAAGGCUCGCAUGGCAGUGGGGUAGAGCAAACGAUUUUAAGCGCUGGCCCUGUUUUAGAAGCUUUUGGUAAUGCCAAAACUGCUCACAAUAAUAAUAGCAGUAGGUUUGGAAAGUUCAUUCAAGUUAAUUACAAGGAGAAUGGCAUGGUUCAUGGAGCUGUUGUGCAGAAAUAUCUUCUUGAAAAAUCAAGAAUCGUUUCGCAAGGAAAAAAUGAACGAAACUAUCAUGUGUUUUAUUAUCUGCUUACUGGAGCUAACGAACAAGAGAAACAAGUACUGCACUUAAGGAAUUCUGAUUGGUAUCAUUAUUUGAACAAAAGUGGUUGUUAUGGACUUGAAAAUGCGGACGAACGACACGAAUUUUCGAGACUGAAACAAUCGAUGGAAAUGGUCGGUUUUACACCGGAGAAACAAAGAAGAUUGUUUGCAGUUCUAUCAGCUGUCCUUUUACUCGGCAAUGUAGAAUUUCUACCAAAAAAGUCAUAUAAUCACCAUGAGGAAGUUAUGGUGAAGAAUCCCGAAGUCGUAGCCCUAAUAUCUGAACUUCUCAGAGUAAAGCAAGAGACUUUGAUAUUGUCCCUGACAGCUAAGAGAGUGAGGGCAUCGGGUGAGACCCUCGUUAUAAAUUAUAGAUUGCCUGAAGCAGUCGCUGCUAGAGAUGCUAUGGCCAAAUGUUUGUAUGGAGCUCUUUUUGAUUGGAUUGUUUUGCAAGUUAACCAUGCAUUACUGUCAAAAAAAGAAACCACAAAAGAUCACCAAGGCAACAGUAUUGGAGUUCUUGAUAUAUUUGGUUUUGAAGACUUUAAAGUCUGCAAUAGUUUCGAACAACUUUGCAUCAAUUAUGCCAAUGAACAACUUCAACAUUACUUUAAUCAGCACGUUUUUAAAUAUGAGCAAAGUGAAUAUAAAAAGCAAGGAAUUAGAUGGACUGAUAUUGAUUAUAGUGAUAAUUCAGGCUGCCUUAAUCUUAUCGAGGGUAAACCCAAUGGGCUACUAUGUCUUUUAGAUGAUCAGUGCAAUUUUCCGGGAGCUUCGAAUGAAACUCUCCUGCAGAAGUUCAAUUCCGUUCACGAAAAAAAUCAAUUUUAUGAAGCACCUCAACGAAGGGACAACACAUUUAUCGUUCGACAUUACGCCGGUGCUGUGAGGUAUCAAGUGGCGAACAUGCGUGAAAAAAAUCUAGACCUCAUGAGACCAGACGGUGUUGUUGGUGUUCUAAAAAAUUCAUCUCUCGCUUUCGUCCGAGAACUUGUUGGAGCUGAUCCCGUCGCUGUUUUUCGAUGGGCAAUUCUCAGGGCUUUCUUUCGGGCACAUUUUGCAUUUCAAGCCGCUGGAAGAGCCUACAGACAUGGAAGAGCUGACGGAAACAAAUCAUCUGUGCAGAAUAGAUACAGAACUCCAAACGAGAAUGUGUUGAGCCACCUUGUGACGUUAUCUGCAGUCAAUCUAACUAUUAACCGAAUAGCGAAAAACAAGUCAUUCAGACCCCGUGAGCGAGGUAAGAAAGGUUUGAAGAAUUUACAAACCGUCAAAACUUUAGCCGGUCGGACACAAAGCUACGGGACUGGUCCUGGUAAAGCUCGAAAACAGCCUAUGACCGUUUCAGCGCAAUUUCAACAAAGCUUGCACAGUCUGAUGGAUACGCUAAAUCAAGCAAAUCCAUUUUUCAUCAGAUGCAUCAAAAGCAACGGCCAAAAAGAACCGAACGAAUUUGAUGAGGAGACAGUUCAACGUCAACUCAGAUACACUGGAAUGCUAGAAACUGUGCGCAUUCGUCAGGCAGGUUUUAAUGUUCGCCUUACAUACGACGAAUUUAUUCAGUUGUACCGCAUGCUACUGCCCAAGGGUCUUUCGUCAACGAAAAUCGAUAUACGCGACUCUCUUCUGACAUUCAACCUCAAUCGCGACCAUUAUGAACUUGGUGAGACAAAGAUCUUUUUGCGCGAAUCUGAGAAAAUCAAGCUUGACAUCGAGCUGCAUCAACAGAUUAUCACAAGCAUCACAACAAUACAGAAUUGGUUCCGAGCGUGUCUAGAACGUCGUCGUUUUCUGCGACUUCGUAAAGCUGUGAUAACUGUACAAAGCGCAGUUAGGAUGUGGAAAGCUAGGAAGAAUUACAAAAUCGUCUUGAAACAAAAAUCCAAAGCUGUUAUUCAGAUACAGUCGCUAUGGAGGGCCUAUAGACAGCGAAAGUAUUAUAAAAAACUUCGAGAAUGGACAAUAAGGUUUCAAGCUCUCACACGUGGUUAUCUUGUUCGAAAAACUUUACCAGAAUUACGAAAGAAAAAGAAAGCUGGUGUUAGUACUGUCGUUGUAAGCCCUGUGAUUUCAAAUAAAGAACAACGAGACCUUAAGACCACUCACGAUCCGAAUUUGAAUUCUCUGCUUGAGAGUGAACGAUUAGCUCAAAGUUUUGAUUACAGAAAUAGAAUCGCUGCUUUAAGUAGUAACUUUGAACCGAAUUUCGAGCCGUCGUUGCCUUUGAAACCACGGAAAUUAGUACCCGUGAAACAAAGCUCAACGACGAAAACGUUUUUGAACAACGAGGUGAAUAGUCCUACUAACGUUUCAGAGCAUCGCAAGAGUAGUCUUGAGAGUAUAGCUUCUCUACAGAGCUACGAGUCUCAAGUUUCCGUGGAGUCUCUGGAAUCACAUCAACGCGUAUCAACCCCACCACACCAGCAGCAGAUUCAGCAACCACAGCAGGCACAACCCGUUCCGAACACUCGUGUUAGACGAAUCGGUACUGUUGAUUCGCAACACACACUUAGUACUGGCAGUAGUCGACCUUCUUCGUCAAGUCGUCGAACAGAUAGCUCUUCAACAGGUUGUAGUGACGGUGAAAAUGAUGCUGAAACGCCUAGUGCCGUUCAUAGCGCACCUCCAGUUUUUCCAAGUGUGUCGAGUUUUCCUAGUCCUCGAGAAUUUAAAUAUCAGCAAGAUGUUUGGCAUAAGAAGUCGGAACACGAUUACUAUGUACCGCCGGUAGUACCCAAACCGACCAUUACGCGAUCACCAAAUGUAUCGCAGCAUUUGCACAAGAACAUGAGUGAAAGUCUACAAGAACAAGAAAGAUUGAAUAGAAUUGAAAGACUGAAUAUGAAUAUGAAAAUUGGUAAAAUCGACAAUCCAAUGAGACGAAGAAUGAGCGAGGAUGAGAUCAAAGAAUAUUCAAAUUAUUUGAGAAAACAAAAUUCGGAAGAAAUUGUAUCAACCAUGCAAUCAUCGGUGACGGUAGGAUUGCCGAAAGAAAAAAGCGAACCUAAUGUUCCGGUGAGAAAUGCCCGUCGCAAUAGACCACCUCGUGAUCUUCAGUGUCGUUCAAUGGGUGAAUCAGUAAUCGAAGUGCCGACCGAGCCGCGAAACAGUAUUUUAAACACAAUUAAAGAAAGUGAUCUUGUCAAAGACGUAAAUGUGUGGGUACAAAAAGAGGAGUCUCCUCCGAAUUCUGAAUGGUCGAACAAAAAGGAUUCUCACUUCAAAUAUAUGCCACAAGGUACUAAACGCAUACGAUCGGGUCAAACUCCCCCGAAAAUGGAAUUGAGGAGGCGCAAUUCUGAUCCAACGACUAAAACUUUAUUGGGAUCGCAAAUUAAAAGUUCUGAUAGUCCAACAAACGAUCUUAAACCUCCGCACAACUCCACAUUGCUUGAAUGGAAGGGUUCCGGUACGCAGUUUUCACUCGCUGGGCAUAAUUUCAGGAAGAUAGCAAGGUUCAGCAAAGAUGACGUUUGCGUAUGCUGCAAUGAACAAAUGGAUGCAUUUGUCACCCAAGGUUACAAAUGCACUGAUUGUAAAAAACCGUUCCACGUAAAGUGUAUUCAAAACGGAGGAGUUGUUAAAAUAUCUUGCGUAUCUGGAAAUACUCCUAAUCGUCGUAAUAAGCGAAAAUCACCAAGAACACCUUACGAACAAAAUAAACAAGGAGUGUCAUCGAAAUUUAGUCUCACUGGUACUUCGGCCUACUCAGAUAGUACUAAUCAAAUUAUAGCUUCCGAAAAAGAGCUUGGUCUCAUGGAAGAAUUUAUAAUGAAAAAAAUCGAAAUCAUGGAGGUUCAAGAUGAUGGCAAAAAACCUCCAAGUGAAGUUGAUCGCGUAUUCAAAAAAGCCCUAAGGAAAUUCAAAGAUGAGUUAGUUAUGACUUACAGUGUAGUGAUUCAACAAGGAAAUGUUGAAGGAAACAUUAAAUAUACGGACUUGAUUGCAAACUUUGUACAAGUAAUCGAAAACGUGUGCAAACAAGAAAAUUUGAAAGAAGAUUUUCCUGUGACUAUGGGCGUAAAUGCAUUUCGUGGUUUCAUGAAUGAAUUUAUGGUGCAAGCAAAAACUGAGUCCUCUGAAAAGAGUAGUAAAAGUAAGCGUAAACGAGAGAAAAAAGAUAAAAGUAAAAAAGACGAUCCAAUUCCUCAUGGCAAACACAUGUUUCAACUUACUAUCAUCAAUAUACCAACAGCUUGCGAGCUUUGUUCCAGUUUUUUCAUGUGGCCAAUCGAGCGAGGACUUGUUUGCCAGAACUGUAGAUUGACAAGCCAUAAGAAAUGUUACAGACGCGCUAGCAAAGAGUGCAGCAAAGAUUGCCCAUCAUCAGUUAAAAUGGAACUCAAUUCGCAUAAGGUGUUUGGUGUACCUCUGUCCAAACUGGACUGCGGUGAUGGUAGAAUACCUUUAGUGGUUGAUCGAUUAAUUACAACAAUCGAAUUACAUGGUUUGUAUACUGAAGGAAUAUAUCGCAAAAGUGGCGUUAGUUCAAAAGUGAAAGAGCUUAAAAAUGCGAUGGAUGAUGAGGGGCACGAGAAUAUUGAUUUUAAAAAUUAUCAAGUUCAUGUGCUCGCUGCUGUGCUGAAAAGUUUCCUCAGGGAUAUGCCCGAACCUUUGUUAACUUUCGAAUACUACGACGACUUUCUUCAUGCAGCUAGCUUAACUGAACCAGCGGACCGCGUUAGUACAUUGUACGGUAUUCUUAAAAAGCUACCUAGGCCUAACUAUGAUCUAAUGGAGCGCCUCAUACUUCACUUGGCUCGUGUUGCCUUUCACGAGUUAGAUAAUCGAAUGUCACCAUCGGCGUUGGCUAUUGUUUUUGCGCCUUGUAUUUUACGUACUCAUCGUACCUUGCCCGCACAAGACUCACUCCAAGACGUUGGUCGUCAGACGAGGUGCGUCGAAACUAUUGUCGAGGAAAAGCUUCGAGCACUUACAACAACACUCGCAGACAUCAACGACCUCGAUAAGGCUUGUACGACUGCAAAUAAAAGGUUGUCGAGUCUCCGGUCAUCUAAGAACAUGAGUCCAGAAGAACUGAGUACGACGUUGUCGAACGUCGUAUCCAGAUCUGCAGCUGGCCCUGACGAAGAAGUGGCUGCUUUGGUAGGGCACAUUAAAACCAUCCAACAGGAGAAAGCUUUGCUGACCUCGACUCUGCCGAGCUUAACAAGGGCCUCGUCCGAUGACGAUUUAAUUUCAGCUAAUGAUUUGGACGAUCCUUCAAUCGACGAUUCUCUUGUGCUGCCAUCCGCAGACGGACUACUAAGGAAAAAGCCGAUCCAGAGACAAGACUCGGCGGAAAGCAAUUUUCCGUCUAUCAUCAACGUCGAUGAGGACAUGGUAAUGGUGUGAUCUACGCAGAGCGUUAGCGAGCUCUUUUAAACUCACCGAACGCCAAAAACCUCGUUGAGAUUCAUUCUAAUUCGGUCAACAUCAAUUAAAUAGGUUCAUAAAAGUAGAUAUCCUGAAAAAGAUUUUUUCCGGGGUACAAUGUUCAUAUAUACAUACAUAUGUUAGCGCUAAAUGCUUAAUGUUAAGUUAACUUUUUAAAAUUUGGUCUACUUGUCGAAUGUGGCGUGACAAAGCUAACUAUUAAUGAAGAAGAAUUUGAGGAUGUAUAACUUCUAUAUUAUAUAUUAAAUAGUAAAUUUAAUAAUAGUAGUAAGAGAAAAUGUCGUGUUGCUAUGAAGGAUAAGCUGAAAUAGUUUUUUUUUCAAAACUUAUCUUCGUAAAAAUGCACUCCUCAUGGAAGACUGCGAUAUUAUUCGUCAUAAACUAAUUUUGAAUAUUGUUACGAGCCUUCUAUACAUAGAUAUGUAAAUGAUGUACUUGUUACAUUCAUUUACACGAUAUUUUCAUGUGUGAUUUUUCAAUUCUCCAAGAUGAGAAACGCUAUCGCUUUGCGAUCAUAACGAAAAUUUUUGAUUUAUUAGCUCUUGUAUGAAAAUGACUUAGCGAACAAAAUAUUUAAAGGUAUUCAUAAAGAAGCGAUCAUGACGUGCGUUUAUUUCGAUAGGGCAAAUGUUUAAUUGAGAAUGAAUGUAAAAACAUUUAAGACUUUCCACAUGUCAUAAGCGAUAUUAUCUUACGUUAAAUUAUUCUUUUUUUUCUAUCAAGCGUGCAGAAAAUAAAAUGUGUAAAUGAAGCUAUAUUAAUAAGUGUACGCAUGGCAAAAGUUUCUGUGUGACUGAUUAAAACUAUAACCCAAAAUAAUUUUAGAGCUUGUAUAUAAUCUAUUGAAAAAAGUAUAUAAAUUGUUGCUGUUUCUUGCAGUUGACGUUACCAAAUUCAUAAUUCUACUAUUGAUUUUUUCUAUAUACUUAUGUAUAUAAGGGUACAGAGUGAUGGUGGAGCGAUAGUAUAUGUGUAUUUUCAUAUGCAUAUACUCCAUACAAUCGAAUUGAUGCAUUAAAUCAAUUUCAUUUUAUAUAGAGCGCUCAAUGUCAAUUGAAUUAAUCUUCCAAUUUGUUCUUCCUUUAUCCUUGUGUAUAAAGAUAUGUCCCAAUUAAUGAUGAAUAUGUGAGCGCAUCUAUGCGUUUUUUUUGUAUAAUUAUGAUCUAUAUUUUAUAUGCUACGAUGUAUUUAGCAUACUUACACAAAAAUAGGCUUAAAAAAGACCAUUGCAAGGCGCAGAACUGAUUGAUUUUAAUUAAUCAUAGAAUCGUAAAUCACAAUUCGUUAUCAAUAUUAUUUGUAUCAAAACACAAACACAUAGGUUUUAGUAUUAUGAAAUAAGAUAGAUAACUCCGA